This is a messenger RNA of Stomoxys calcitrans (stable fly), 2069 nucleotides long. Its product is annotated as gustatory receptor for bitter taste 66a. Lineage: Eukaryota; Metazoa; Arthropoda; Insecta; Diptera; Muscidae. The transcript is spliced from 6 exons. The record is from RefSeq and is a predicted model, not a curated record. Gene Ontology annotation, cellular component: membrane; axon; dendrite. Gene Ontology annotation, biological process: sensory perception of taste. The coding region runs from base 127 to 1689 and encodes 520 amino acids.
ACAACAACGACAUUCACCCAAGAGCACCAAAGUGGUAAUUGAGUUUAAACGUUGGCCACAAUGUCGACCCAUUGAUUGUCACAGUUGUUGUCGUUGAGGGAAGUGCGACACACUUGAAAAGUUACAAUGGCCACGCAUAAGACGGAAGCGGCAUUAAACCGUCGGCAAUUACCAUCCCGUCCGCUGUUGGAGGAAUUUUCAUUGCUUUUCUACAUUGGCAAAAUUUGGGGCAUCAAUGCCCAGGACUUUCAAGAGUUUCGCAAUCACAAACAUUUGGAAAAAUCGCUUGGAGGCAAUUGUUUGGUCAUUGUCAUAACGGUGUGCGUGUUUAUUUGUUUCAAUUUGAUGGUAUGGGUAUUUCAUGAUCCUGAAUACUCGGUGGAAAAAGAUAUCUUCACCGUUGCAUUAGCCCUCAUCUUGACCUAUUUCAGUUUGGCGGUAUAUUUAACCGAUCGUUAUACUCAUUUGCGAACACAGGAUCAAUUAAUGGAGAUUUUCGAUACACUUCACGAUCUAGACGAUGAUUUAAUGGAACUUGGAAUUGAGGUGGACAACAGCCCGAUACGAUAUCGCAUUUUGUUGCAAAUAGUAUUUGCAAGCAUAUGCGAAAGUUUGGUAUUUUUAUUCACUUUUGCAUUUCUGGUAAGCCAUGAUUCAUGGACCUCGGGCCUAUGGAUAUUUACGGCAGUGCCCACCUACUGCAAUGCUUUGGAUAAAAUUUGGUAUAACACCAUUGUUUUGGCUAUCAAAAAACGUUUCGAGAUUAUUAACGCCGAAUUUGAUAACAUGGCCUUGGAGAUGCAGCGUCAAGCGUCAAAGCAAAUCAUUACCAUGCCUGUUUUUUCAGUCGAAAAGGAAAGCAAUCGCAAGAUACAUCCUAGGAAAAUGAAAGUACAACCAUCCAUGAUUCCAAGUUUUAAUCAAAAGGGUAUAUUAAAUGACUCGAGAAAUAAAUCCAAGAAGGAGUUUUUGGGUCCUAAAUCUAAUAUAGACCUUAAUAUGCCAUCAUCUGGAACGGGACCUAUAUUCAAUGAGAUGUUGGAAAAUAGGUUUGAAAAAAUCUGCCAACUACACAACGAACUGUGUGUGAUGGGAGUGGAGCUAAACGGCAUUUGGUCUGUGCCCAUUUUGGCUUUGAUGGCUUAUGGAUUUUUAAUGGUCACCGCUCAGCUUUACUUUUUCUAUUGUGCCACCGUUAAUCAGAUCAUACCCUCCCUCUUUCGCCCUGCUAAUAGUUUGGUCAUCACCAUCAUAUUUCUCCUGUACGUAUCAGUGAAAUGUUUUAGCAUUUUAAUGUUGAGUUGGUUGACUAAUUUGGAGUCCAAGAAAAGUGGGGUAUGUAUUCAUCGAUGUGCCACAGCUGCUGACAAUGGCAGAAUCUAUGAAAUGGUCAAUCAUCUAUCGUUGAAACUUUUUAACCAUGCUGUGGAUUUUAAUGCAAGUGGUUACUUUUCUUUGGAUAUGGACACCCUAUUUGGAUUCCUGGGCGGCAUCAGCACUUAUCUCAUCAUUUUGAUACAAUUCAAUAUCGAACAGCAACAGGUUCGAUCAGCUGCAGCAUCUGGUGGCUUGACUACUGCAAAUAACGAUGAAAGUAUUGCUAAGACUAUAGCUGAGAAUGCUACGGAGCUAAUUACCCAGAUGUUUGCUACAACUGAUGACAUUUCGGCCUCUCAACAAUUUCAGUGAAUUUUCUCUUACUAAAUGUUUAGGAUACAAUUUAUUCGUUUAAUUGUUAAAACGUUGAAGGUCAAACGUUUUAAUUAUAAGUGUUGCGGUCAUCUUUGGUAAGACGAAAUUAACAUUAGUAGCGAUACUAUCGAUAUAUAUUAUUAGAUAUAUCGAAAAUAUCGGAUUUUGCGAAUAUCGAUAGUUUGCCAACUCUAUGGUGGACCUCAGUGCUGGUUGGUCAAAGGAAGAACUGCAGAAAACUCUUCAACAGAGCAAAAGCCACAAAAGCACCACACGAUUGUGACAUCUAUAAAGUUGAGCUAAGAAAAUACAAGGGCGAGCUGAGAAAGGAUCAGAACAAAUCCUGGGUAGAAUUCUGCAGCUCCUCGGAGGAUACA